AUGAGCGCGAUUUCGUGGCUGUUUCUACUCGCCGGCGUCCUGGAGUCCCUCGCUACGGAAUGGAACACGCAGGACUACAUGAAGCGAGAACACUCUCUGAUCAGGCCGUAUCAAGGCACAAGUAUGACGAUACCUUACUGGGACUUCAUGGGAAGCACAAUGGUAACCAAUAAUUAUAUCAGGUUAACACCUGAUUUACAAAGUAAACAAGGUGCCUUAUGGAAUUCUGUGCCGUGCCAUAUACGAAAUUGGGAACUGCAAAUUCAAUUCAAAGUACAUGGAAAGGGAAAGGAAUUAUUUGGAGAUGGUUUUGUCAUUUGGUAUGCCAAGGAAAGAAUGAAGUCAGGUCCGGUAUUUGGGAGUCAGGACUAUUUCCAAGGAUUAGCAGUGAUACUUGACACAUACAGCAAUCAUAAUGGCCAACAUAAUCAUCAGCAUCCUUACAUCUCAGCAAUGGUCAACAAUGGAUCUCUGCAUUACGAUCACGAUCGUGACGGCACUCAUACGCAACUCGCAGGUUGUGAAGCAAAGUUCAGGAACUUAGAACAUGAUACACACUUAGCUAUAAGAUACGAAAGAGAUGUCCUAACUGUUUCCACGGAUCUCUCCAACAAAGCAGCAUGGAAGCAAUGCUUUCAAGUGAAUCAAGUCAAGCUUCCAACAGGAUAUUACAUUGGAAUUUCUGCUACCACGGGUGAUCUGUCUGACAAUCAUGAUAUAUUGUCAAUUCGUUUGUUUGAAUUAGACUUACCAGAUGAUCCUAAGGAUCAAGAAGACAGAUCACAAAUUGUGCCAUCAGCAGCAUUCUAUGACGCACCAAGAGAACGCAUAGAAGAUCCGAAGCAAUCGAGUAUGAGUGGAAUAAAACUUUUCCUACUGAUGUUAGUUGGUGCGCUCUUUUUAAUAGCUUGUGUUGUCAUGGCCAUUAUGUUUUACCAAAAGCAUCAAGAAAAUAGUAGAAAACGAUUUUACUAAGUCAGAUUUCAGGUAGUGUAUGUGUGUGUCUUGAGCGUCGCAGCUUACCGAUUUCUCUUCUAUUCAAGAUUUUUUGUAUACAAAGAGUAAAUUACGAAAUGCUCAUAAGACUGUCUUUAUUUGGGGUUUCUAUUAAAAAAUUAGUAGAUAUAAAUCUUUUUUUUGUCUAUAAGAAUAAAAGUCUUCAAGGUAAAGGAGAGACGUGUAUGUGUGUGUGUGUGUGUGAAUAGAAGUAUUCUAAUUCCAAUUUGCAGAAUGUUGCCCCAUUGGAUUAAUUGUCGAUGUCAUUGAUUGGACUCAAUGUACAUUUAUUUGAUUUUAUUAUAGUCAGUAAAAAUACGUAUUUAUUUACAGUUCCUUUACCAAAGUUAUUACUUUUUGAAAUGCCAGGUGGAAUUUAACGAAAUAAGUUUUUAUAUAUUUGACUUAUAAAAAAUAUGUAGAAUGGAGAGAUAUAUCAUAAUGAAUGUAUGACAUGUACAUUAUUAAUUGUAUUUUAGAAAGGUCUUGGAAAAAUUCGUAUAUUAUAUGUAUUAAUUUCAAGCCAAAUGUUCAUAUGCACGAGAUCUUUAUGCUAAUAUAUACUUUUUCCAGAACCUUUUUGUCUGUAUAGGUUGGAACUAAUUAAUUCUAAACUCCAGUGAUUUUAAAUACUUAAGGAAAUAAUACAUCACAGAUAAAAGAGAUAUUUGUUUAAGGAGAUAAAUUAUAGAAAUCCAGUUUAAUUUCUAUUUAUGCAAUUUUUUUGCGUAAUCAUUUCAUAUGCAGAUUAAAUACAGAAAAGACUUUAUUAACAUAGAUUUUAUAUUUGUACAUAAAGGAAAUUAAUGUACUCAAAGCUCCCAUAUUGCAUACAGUUUGUGAUAAAUAUUACUUGCAGAUUAUAUAAAUGCAAUUAUCUAAACAGGCAACUGGCCAUAAGAAUUAUGCAGUGUUAGAAUAAUGUCUAACAUUGCAUGAAAGUAUAUGCAAUGUGGGGGGAUUCUACUGUAUUUCAAUAUAAAAUAACUACAUACAUAGUAAAACUCUGUAUUGUAAUCCUUUUAUAUGGAAACUAAGAAAAAGGGAACCAAACCGUUUAAUAAACAAUUGUCUUGU
This is a messenger RNA of Temnothorax curvispinosus, 2073 nucleotides long. Its product is annotated as vesicular integral-membrane protein VIP36-like. Lineage: Eukaryota; Metazoa; Arthropoda; Insecta; Hymenoptera; Formicidae. Gene Ontology annotation, molecular function: D-mannose binding. Gene Ontology annotation, biological process: Golgi organization; endoplasmic reticulum to Golgi vesicle-mediated transport; endoplasmic reticulum organization. The coding region runs from base 1 to 975 and encodes 324 amino acids. The transcript has 7 exons. The record is from RefSeq and is a predicted model, not a curated record. Gene Ontology annotation, cellular component: Golgi membrane; endoplasmic reticulum membrane; endoplasmic reticulum-Golgi intermediate compartment.